Molecule: messenger RNA, 7453 nt
Organism: Eublepharis macularius
Lineage: Eukaryota; Metazoa; Chordata; Lepidosauria; Squamata; Eublepharidae
Gene: FYCO1
Product: FYVE and coiled-coil domain autophagy adaptor 1
Exons: 19
Coding region: 180-4868 (1562 amino acids)
Biological process (GO): plus-end-directed vesicle transport along microtubule; positive regulation of autophagosome maturation
Cellular component (GO): late endosome; autophagosome; lysosome
Molecular function (GO): metal ion binding
Source: RefSeq, a predicted model, not a curated record
GGAAAACCUUCUGGAGUAUCUUCCUACGUAAUGGCUGCUUGACGUUUGAGACUCACAGAUGCUGCAAAGACAUCGUUUCCACUGACCAAAUGCUCACCAGGAACAUACGUUCUGCCUUCUCUACAUAGCUGGUUGAAAAAUUGAACACUGCAGUCCCCACAACACCUUUGUGUCCAGUUAUGGCUGCAAGUAGUGGAGAAAGUCAGCUGCAGAGGAUUAUUCGAGAUUUGCAGGAUGCUGUGACAGAACUGGGUAAAGAAUUUUCAGAAGCGGGAGAACCAAUCACAGAUGACUGUAUCAGCUUGCACAAAUUUUCCUACAAGCUCGAGUAUCUUUUGCAGUACGACCAGAAGGAAAAGACCACAUUACUGGGAAACAGGAAAGACUACUGGGAUUAUUUCUGUGACUGCCUGGCAAAGAUAAAAGGAGCAAAUGACGGAAUACGCUUUGUCAAGUCUAUUUCAGAACUAAGAACAUCCCUUGGUAAGGGAAGGGCAUUUAUACGUUACUCCUUAAUGCACCAAAGACUUGCAGACACUUUGCAGCAAUGUUUAAUGAAUACCAAAGUAACAAGUGACUGGUACUAUGCAAGAAGUCCCUUCCUGAACUCUAAACUGAGUUCUGAUAUUGUUGGGCAGCUCUAUGAAUUAACUGAAGUUCAGUUUGACUUGGCAUCUAGAGGCUACGACUUGGACACAGCAUGGCCCACGUUUGCCAGGAGGACUUUGUCUUCAUAUGGCUCAUCAGCUUAUCUGUGGAAACCUCCAAGCCGCAGUUCAAGCAUGAGCAGUCUGGUGAGCAGCUACUUGCAGAACCAAGAUAUGCCUUCCAGUCCUAAUGGGAAUAACUUUUUAAACCCAGAACCCCUCGAGGGCCUUGAUGAGAUGCGUGCAGAGCUUGAUCAAGUGGAACUGCAGCAGAAGGAGCUUCGGGAUCGGAUCCAGCACCUAGAAAAGGAAAACCACGAGCUCCAGGCAGCCGUCAGUCUUGAGAAAGGGCAAGCACAGGCCGCGAGAGAGAAGAGCAGCAAUCUCAGCACGGAGAACUCCAGGCUAAUGAAAAUGCUCAGAGAGCUUGAGAAGCAGUGCGAGAUCUCUCACUGCACUCAGGACACUGUUCAGGACCUGCAAAAGUGUUUGCAGACCUUAGAACGGAAUUCCCAGGAAAAGCAGCAGGAAUACUCCACAAGACUCGGGGAACUGGCGUCCAGUAAAAAGGACUCUGACUCCAAGUUGCUUCUCGUGAAUGAACAGCUGGAGACGGUCAGGACUUUGGUAGGCACAAAGGAAGCCUCCAUCAGUGAGCUUACAGCCAAGCUGAAGUUGGCAGAGCAGAAGAAUGAAGAGCUUGUUUCCCAAACCAGUGCGUUUGUGGAUGAAAGAGGACAGCAUGCGGCCCAUCAAAAUGAGUCCCUGCUGAAGAUUGAGGAGUUACUUGGUAAACUUCACAGAGCAGAACAGGAGAGAGCUGAUGCUCAGAAGUUGCACAGUGAACAUCUUUCCCAGCUUAAGGUCAUGGAGGAGCAGUUGUCUCUAAAAGAGCAGGUGCAAACGGAGCUUGAGUAUAAACUGAAGAGCCUCUCUGCCAACUCUGAGGAAGGAUCUGGAAAACUGCAAGGCCUGUUGGAAACAAUGGCAACAGACAAAGCUGCUCUUGAGAAGGAGUUGGCUGCAAAAGGCACAGAGGCGGCCCACCUUCAAAUCCAGUUGAAAGAGUCAUUGGAUUGUGUAAGGUCCUUGGAAAAAAAUCUUGAAGAGGAAAGGAAAGAGCGAGAGAGGCUUGAGGAGGAGUUCAGCUAUAGAAGAACAACAAUGGAACAGGAAGCAAAGAAUCUGACGGAACAACUUGAGUUGCUGGAAAACCGCUUAUCAAGAUUAAGUGAACACGUGGCAAGCUUAGAAGAGCAAAACAAAGAACUUGUUUCUGAAAGAGACCUUCUCAGCAAAACAAUAGAAAGCAUGAAGCACAAUGCGAGGCAGAAAAAUUCCUCAUGGACAGAUGUCUGUGAGGAAAACGAGAGGCUGAAACUAACCAAUCAGAAGUUAGAAGACAGGCAAAAGGAGUUGGACACCUCGAAAUCCUCUUUAGAGGCUGAGUUUGCCAAGCUGACAGCUUCUGAGAAAGAACUCCGAGGUGAGAUAUAUGAUGCUGUGGUGUCCGUAGAUGAAAAGGAAAAGAAACUCCGAGAACGGAAUAGGCAACUGGCUGAAAACCUGCAGAAUGCCACCAAGCAAAAUCAAGUUCUGGAAGAAAAGUUACACAAUAUGCAAUCCGAUUACCAAGAACUGAUACGGAGAGAAGAAACUAUCAAGAAGACCUUGGGUGUGCUGCAAGCAGAGCAGCAAAAUACCAAAGAGCAAGGCCUGAAAAUGGAAAAGGGCUUGGCUUCCUUAAAACAAUAUAAGGACUCUCUGCGGCUCCAGAUGAAGGAGAAGGAUAAUGCUUUGCAAGGCUUGGAGAGCCAGCUAAAGCAGCUUCAAGAAGAAGCAGAGAGAUACAGAAGAAAAGCAGAAGCCCUUGAGGCAGAAAAGACAGGUAGGGAAAAAACUUUUCUCCCUCAGGCACCGGUGAUUGAUCCUAGCGUUGUAGAAAAAGCCAAGCUGGAAGGGGCAACCUGUAAGGAGAAAGAAGGCAAAGACUUAGCACUGAGGCUGGCUCUUUCUGAGGAGCAGCUACAUAUUAACCAGGAAGAAGUUUUGAGGCUUCAGACUGAACGUACGGACCUCCAUGCUAGGCUUCAGCAAGUAAUGGCGGAGAAGGAGACGCUGCAAGGCAAACUGGAUGUUGGAGAAACUCUUCUGAAUGAGCAAAAAGCCCUGGCCCAGCAACUGAAAGAGCAAAACGAAAUGCUUAACAGAACUCAUGUGCAGGAGCUGCUCGAGUGCCAAAAUCGAAUGGAAACGCUGAAAGAUGAGCGGGACAAGGACGCCCUUCAAAAGGCUGAUCUGGAGAAGAACUUGCUGUGCCUCACUGAGGAACUGUCCAAGGCAAAGCAGUGUUGGGAAGCGGUGAAUGUGGAAAACAUGGAAAUCAAAGAACUUCUCCACAGGACCAACACCGACACCGCUGAGCUCGGCAUUCAGAUCUGCACGCUAACAUCUGAAAAGUCAGAAGCAGAAGAAAAGCUGUCUUAUAUCACAGAAAAGCUGAAGGCUGCUGAAGCAUCAGCAACCCAAGAACAAGAGGCCCUGCAGCAUGACCUCUCGAGGCUCUGCCAGGAGAACCAAGAACUCCAAGAGAAACUUGAGGAUUGGAAGAGGCAUGCAGCUGCCCUGCCUAACCUGCAAACUCAACUGGAGUUAGCAGAGCGACAGGCCCAGAGUUUGCAAGAGACCAAGCAAGAGGAGCUUUCUGCAGUGAAAUUCCAACUGAGUACAGAAAUUAUAAAUUACCAGACAAAAUUUAAGGCCAUCAGUGAGGAAUGUGAAAAAUUAAAGCGGCAGGUUGAAGAGCCCAGUCGGCGAGCAGAAGCUGCUGAAGAGGCACUCAAAGACUUGCAGGCUGUCAAAAGAGACCUGUGCCAUGAACUAGACCUUGCCAUGGAUCAAGUGACUGAAUACAAAGCCGCCAAGCAGAAAAAAGAGGAGGAAGUAGAACAGCUGAAAGAAGACCUGGAAAGGGCCCAGAAGGAAGUCAACAAGGCAAAUGAACAGAUUCAGGACUACAAUGAGAAACUUGGCAAGAUGAGGUCAGACCGGGACAGCAAUGACCAGAAGCUGUUGGCUGAAUUAGAUGACCUUACUAGAACAAAGCAGUUCCUUGAAGAACGGUUAAUUGAACUUCUCAGGGACAAAGAUGCCCUUUGGCAGAAGUCCGAUGCUCUAGAGUUCCAGCAGAAGCUCACCGCAGAGCAAAGAUGGUUGGGGGAUGCAGAGGUCAGCUGCUGCCAAGACUGCCAAAAGGAAUUUGGCUGGAUGAAUCGCCGACACCAUUGCAGACUUUGUGGACGCAUUUUCUGCUAUUACUGUUGCAACCACUAUGCCAUGUCGAAACACACUGGCAAGAAAGAGCGCUGCUGUCGAGCUUGCUUUAAGAAAUCAAAUGUUGCCUCGGGUGACUCCGGAUCCAAUGCAAGCCAAGAAGAACCAUUGAGUCUGUUCACCUCACCGUUGUCUCUGGUUCGUAAAGUGAUUGUUACAACUGAAGCUUCCAAGCCCACCGAUGAAGCCCCAUUUGAUAUAAUUACAGAUGAGGAAGUGGGCCAAUUACAGGACGAGGACUCUGUUCAUAACGAAAGCCAUACUGAAGAAGAAUCCCUGGAGCGUAGUGUGACUGAUCUCAACAGCACCUAUAAUUCUUCUAUCUUUGAUGAAUCUGAAGAACUGCAAAUGGCCCAAGAUGCAGAGAUCUGCUUGCUAAAGUCAGGAGAACUGAUCAACAGCACCUAUAAUUCUUCUAUCUUUGAUGAAUCUGAAGAACUGCAAAUGGCCCAAGAUGCAGAGAUCUGCUUGCUAAAGUCAGGAGAACUGAUGAUAAAGCUGCCCUUCACUGUGGAAGAGAUUUUGAAUUUUGGAGAAGCGAAUCGAGAGCUGUUCAUUAAAUCAAACACCUACAGUAUUAUUCCCAUCACUGUGGAGGAACCUGGCCUUGCAAUAAGUUGGGUGUUUUCAUCUGAACCAAAGAGUAUCUCAUUCAGUGUGGUGUACCAAGAAUCAGAAGAAGCUCCACUGGAUCAAUGUAAAGUACUUAUUCCUAUGACCCGUUGCAACUCUCAUAAGGAAACCAUCCGAGGGAAGGUGAAAGUCAGAAACUCCGGGAUCUACAUGCUUAUAUUUGACAACACUUUCUCCAGGUUUAUCUCCAAAAAAGUAUUUUAUCACUUAACACUUCAACGCGCAGUGAUUUAUGAUGGAAGUGAUUUUCCAUAGCCUUGGACAUAUGCAAUAUUUAAAUACUGUCUUUUUGUUCAAAUUAUAUUUUUAAGAAAAACUAUUUAUAUAUGUACCUGAGCACUAAGAACACAGGUGUGUUUGAAAUCCUGCUACAUCUAUGCAAUAAUUCUAAAACUGCACUUUUAUGUUGGUACACAUAUAAAGGAAAAUAUGUUUAUUACUAACACUAAUAAUUCUGAAUUGUGUGCCAGUGUUCAAAAGCCAUUUUGUUUAUUUAAAUCGAAAACCAAAACAAAAAAGCUAUGCAAUAUUGCACUUGACACAUAAAUGAGUCUGAAUCCAGAUACAUGACUUUCAAAGGGCUAAGAAAUAGGAACUGAAAUAUACUUUUGAUUUAAUCGAUAUAAUUUGAAAUUUGAUUAUUUUUUUAACUUUAGGUACUGUUGCUUCUGCUGCUCCUUUUUUAAAGCUGCAAAAGGGAUGAAUUAAAAAUUCAGCCCUGCACAAUCAAAAGGUAGUUUAACAUGCCCCAAUUCAUCCCAAAUAUGCCCUACAUGCAAUUAGAUGGUGAACAAAUGGUGGAUAACAAUCACAGUGGCAUUUUGCAGACUGAUUGAUCUCACUGCCAAACCGCUGUGAUGUUUGAUGUUCACAUAAUACACAUGGGCAGAAAGCAGAGGGUGGAUCAGCAGCCUAUUUAGCCAGCUUGGGAGUCUUUAUGGUCAUAUGCUUACAUUGGUUGGUGCAUUUGAUAAAGAAGGUCACCAACUUCUAUUGAUUCAGGUCCUUUAUAGUAAAGGAUAUUUCAUAUUUCACAAAAUAAUUCUUGUGGAAGUGCUGUGACUCAUUUCCACAUAACAAUUUGGGUUUGGGAUGUAAAUAUAAUAGAGUUGCCAGAUCCUUUUACCCUCCCAGCCGGAGAGGAGGGGCCCAGCACUGACUUUGUCCCACACCGGGGGUACACUCAGGAGGCCUGCCCCCCCCCACCUUUCCCCCCCCACCAGCCAGGCGAGGGGGGGGCAGAUGAUAUGAGCAGGUAAUCCCCUGCUCCCACUGGAGGACCUGGCAGCCCUAAAAUAUAACCAUCAGGUUUGGAACUAGUAAAAUAAAGCCUUUAAUUAAAAAAUAAAACCCUACAAAAUCUACAGUGUGCCCACUUCUCAAUGAAUUUUACCAUAAUUUGGUACAUCCACCCAGUAAUAGAGAUUAAUCACCCAUUGAAUACAGAAAGGCAGACUCAUUCAUGAAGCAUUUAUCGUUAGAGAUGGCAGAGUGUUUUUGAUCUUAAAUUUUUAGUCAGGAGUGAUAGAGGAACUGAUAUGAAUUAUUGUGUGAUCUUACCAAGAGAGGGAUAUUUUUUUUUCAUAUUUUACUUUUACAGCCUAAUUUUAAGUCUAAGAAUUUUAAUACUGACUGUUACAGAGCAUGUUUUGGGGGCAUUGGCUAGCAAAUAAACUAAUAUAUAAAGGAUUAGAGCAUUGGCAGUCAUAUCUAUAAGAGUUUAAGACUGUGAUAGUAUGAAAUGAAUAGCACUAUUUACAGAAGGUAAAUCAGGUGACCUUCUAGACAUAGGAAUCAAAGUCAGCCCCACACUCAUUUCGCAUUGGGCAGCCAAAAGCCUAUUAUUAACACCUAGUUUACACUGUAAUGACUGCAUUUGUAAUAAAUCAGUGGAGUAGUUCAAAUUUCAAUACCCAACUGAUGUCUGAAGGGCAGUUGAGAGUUUUCAGCCUGGAAUUCUGGUGCAAAAGAGUCCGAAAAGAAUUGAAUCAAAUAUUUCCAAAACAAACAACAAAAACGUUUUAUGCCUAUCUGACAAUGAAUAAAGUCAUCUAAUACUUCUUGGCAAAUUUCUUACGCUGAAUUUUCAAGGAAACACAUUCAUUCUGUUUUUGUAAGGAAGAACUUUAAAUUUUUGUAUUUCUCAAAUAUUUCAAGAUGUUUUUUUUUUUAACUUUUCCUGCUGGGAAAAUUUUUGGCACUUAUGCUGUUCUGGUGUAAUCCUACAUGAAUCUGUGGCAUACCUGGCAUUAUUUUUUUUAAAAAAUGUGUUAAAAAUAGAUGGUAUCAGAGCAAUAUGUUGGGAGGUAAGGCGGCAUGGCAUAGCCUGAUCUCGUCAGAUCUUAGAAAAUAAGCAUGAUCAGUACUUGGAUGGGCAACUGCCAAGGAAGACUGUGCAGAAGAAGACAAUGGCAAACCACCUCUGCUCCUCACUUGUCUUGACAGCCCCUUGCACGGGUCUCCAUAAGUCAAUUGCAGCUUGAUGGUAUGCACGCACACGCAUCAAAGCAAUAUAAUAGACAGUAUGCAUUUGCCAUGUCAUUAUCGAAUGGUGUUCUUAUUGAAAGAUUAGGUUAUAUUUUCUUUGCAGUUGAGAAAUGAGAAUUUAUUUAAUUAACCUGAAAUGCUGUUUGCCAUGAGCUGUGCAAUAUAAAAUGGAUUUUGGACUGAAAUACACUUAAUGUUUUAGCUGUGGUUUUCUAGUCUAUUUGCUAUGGUUUUGGGAUAAAAUUGUUAGUUUUUGCAAAGCUAUCUUUGUUCAAAUUGAUAUGAAGGGGGUUUGUCAAACAUUAUACUUAUAAUUUAUUAUUUUAAAUAUACAUUGUCAUUGAAGAAAAAGC